AUGCCUCUGACCGCUCGUGUUCCCACAUCUGCUCCUGCUGGGCUCCUCCUCUGCAGCCACCUGCGAGUGGGCUGGACGGCGGGGGAAGCUCUCUUCUUUCCUGCAUUCCCGCCUCUCUUUCUCCCAUGCUUGUCCUCUUCAAACUUCAACUACCCCUCGCCAAGCCCUCAGCGCCUCGAGAACCCCGACAGUGCGCGGGGAGCCCUGACCAGCACCUGUUGUGGCAACUUUGCAACCCGUUCCGGCGUUCCAGCGACCGCUGAUCGCUUGCAAUUCCCGUUUUUCCAUCGUGUCCAGAACCCCACAGCUGAACGUCACUGGUCCUUCCAUGGCGUGAAAGCCUGGCUCUCAACAAGCUGCUGUUGCGAGGCCCUGAUCGUGUUUCGGUGGCCAUGA
Molecule: messenger RNA, 396 nt
Organism: Westerdykella ornata
Lineage: Eukaryota; Fungi; Ascomycota; Dothideomycetes; Pleosporales; Sporormiaceae
Exons: 1
Coding region: 1-396 (131 amino acids)
Source: RefSeq, a predicted model, not a curated record